Molecule: messenger RNA, 577 nt
Organism: Symbiodinium pilosum
Lineage: Eukaryota; Dinophyceae; Suessiales; Symbiodiniaceae
Source: the annotation of a GenBank genome assembly
CAUGGAGGAAAAAAUGAGCAAGCAUGAAGCCGAAGAAUGGCGACAACACAUGCUGAAGAAUUUGAGAGCUCAGAUUCGCUUUGUCUCUGACAAGAAAUCUGCAGCUGAGCUCGAGCAAGCCAUCAAAGACUGCCCGUUCGCGAAAUUGCAAGGCGACCCAACAGGCCUGGUCCUUCUUCACUUCGAUGUCAAAAAGUUUGGCGAGCCGGCCACUCGCCCAGACCUCCGAAUCACCCCUUUACGCGACGGACCUUACACCCGCCUUGUGAGGGCAGUCCUGACCGCUCGCCAACUUGAAGGAUGCCCUGCUACUUUGCAGACAGGGGAUGUGGCUGUCAUCCUGGAUGGAGGCAAGAAGGGAUCCAAACUGAAACUGCUCACGCCCUGGAAAGAGGGAACGCAGAAGGAAGCCAAAAAAGGCAGCAAGCAGGAGGACGAGGAGGAACAGGAUGCUGAGGCUGAACCGGCCGAAGAGGAAGACGAGGACGACCCGCGCUCUUCGACCGGGGACUUGAUUCAGGGCGUGGCUGUUCCGGCCAUCUCUGACGAAUGGAGCAUUCCGUGGCGUGAGAAGAAG